This is a messenger RNA of Colletotrichum orchidophilum, 4110 nucleotides long. RefSeq names its product inner centromere protein. The record is from RefSeq and is a predicted model, not a curated record. The transcript has 4 exons. The coding region runs from base 1 to 4110 and encodes 1369 amino acids. Lineage: Eukaryota; Fungi; Ascomycota; Sordariomycetes; Glomerellales; Glomerellaceae.
AUGGCGACGAUGCGAGGAACGCGUGUGCCUAUUGGCUCCGCAUCAUGGGUCAACGAAGAACGAACUACAGCCCUUAGCAUUGUUCAGGCAGAGGCAGAGGAGUUCUCUUUUGCCGCGAGAAACGAAUUUGACUGGCUUAAUGAGCAUAUGGCUGGGGUCUUCAACGAGAACGAAAUCAAUGUCGCCGAGAUAUUCAAGACGCCUGGAAAGCUUCGAAGCAAAACGCCUCGAACGGCGCGUAAGAUCGACAAUGGCGAGCCUCGCAUCCCGCUAUCAGAUGUGUUCUCUUCAACUCCCAACGGCGCCCCGAACACUUUCACACAACAUAUUACUCGUGCUACUCCCAAUAUCAACCCUGGGCCAUCAACAUCAUCGCCUUUGAUCAAUAGGAAUAUUUCGCCUUUCAAAGCUGCCCCCUCCCCUAGGCCAGUUUCGAAACAGCCCGUUGCACUAGCCGAUUCCGGAUACUAUGGCAGCCAGGAUGUCGACAAUGUGGACAACGAAGAAGACGACGAUGACAUGGACGUCGACCUCAUCGAAGAGGAGACCCAGAUUGGCGAGCCACGAUCUAGCCCCCCAAAGACGGCUGGACGAACCGGCCAUGUCGCUUUCGAAACGAUCGAGCAGAACGCACCUCAGAGCCCCACUGAAACACGUACUAUGCGCUCCCCUGAAGCAACUUUCCAGACUGCCAAGGAGGAACAGACUACACGGGUUAUGCAAGAUGUUACCGUGGAAGCCCCAUCUCCAGCCUCCUCAGCCUCUCCCAGUCCGGCCAAGGAAGCUAGGACGCCCUCACCUCCUCCUGUGUCACCCAAGCCUCAUUACGCGAUAAAGAGCGCGUCGCCCAACAACAUUUCACCUCAGAAGCGCUCCCCAGCAAAGCAGUCUUCGCCGCGAUCCUCUCCUAUGCUUGGAGCUGCACCAUCUCCCUUGCCCGAGGCUUCGCCUGCUGCCGAAUCACAGGAUGAUGUGGAUGUCCACAUGGAUGACGAUACACGAUCACCAUCCGACGACGAAUCGAGCCCGAUCCGCCCAGUCAGGAAGAGUAGCCUCAACUUUGCUUCACUUCCUGCCAGAGAGCCUCUGAAGAACAAGAGCAUCGGGGCUCGUGUUUCUAGGACCAGCCAUUUGGACAUGAAUCGUCAGAGUUACUACGGCAGGCAAACGGGAGGAAAGAGUCUGGGUAACAAUGUGGAGAUACUUGGAGACUCAGAUGACGAGGAAGGCAACGAUGACGGAAUGAGCAUUGAUGACUCAGCUGAAGAGACAAAGGAAGCAGACAACUUCGCUUCUAACCACAACAAAACAUAUACGCAACGACUACAAGACCAAAUUAACUUACUCGGUAAAUCCCAACCGAACGCAAGCCGGCCUUCGAAAUCGAUCCCUAGCUCAGCGGUUGCGCAACAGCUUGCGCAGACGACUGCGGCUCAGUCAGUUCCAGAUGUCAAGGUCGCAACACCCGCGAAGAAGUCUACGGCACCGCCGACUCCUGGAGCGUUCCCGGAAGAUGAUGAAGAAGAAGAAGACGAAGUGGAAGAAGAUGACUGGAUUGCGCCUCCCGUACCCGCGAAAGAUACGCCCGUGGCUAGUCCGCGACCGCAUUUACCUAAGAGUUACACUGCGGACGUCAUGGAAGGCAUCGAUGGGGCAGACACCAUCAGCGGUCCUGAGUUCGCUUUGCCUAAGCAGCGACAGUCUCCUGGUCGCUCGGGCUCCCCUAAGCGGGCACCUGUCAUCCCUGAGCGUACUACCAGUGUCUUUGGGCAUAGCAAAUCUGCCUCCGUUUCUGUCUUGCCCGAUCUCUCCAAGGAUAAAAUGGUUGAAGACCUGUCCCCAGCCAAGAAGCACAUUUCAGUUUCCAACCCUCUUUCAGCUGUGCCAGAGGACGGACGUCCGGAGACUCCCCAAUCGCCUACGCGGAGCUUCCGGGAUAGUCCACUGAAGCAGGUCAAGAAUAAGCUGUCUUCAAUUCUGAAGAGCUCCAAAGGUCUUCUUGCGAGCAGUGCGGCCAUCAGUGCCGAGGGAAAAUCUUCGCUGAUGUCACCUUCCACCACUCGAUUUGGCAUCAAUCCUGGCCCGUCUACGGACUCAAUUGUUCCCCAGUCAGUCACUGCGGAGCCAUUGUAUCCUGAUCUUUCCAAACGCAUGGCAGCCGAUGCCCAAACACUGUCCAGUGUGGGAAGCCCCGAGAAACCUGUUGCGCGGAGAACGCGGGCUUCUGUGGAGAAGGAGAAGGAAGACAAGCGAAAAGAGAAAGAGGUCAAGUUGAUGGCUGAUCAGAUGAGCAAGCUUGACAAGGCUCGUGCAGAUGAGCGGGAAAAGGCCCGGACUUUCAGCAAAGAACAGGAAAAGAUUGCUGCUAUGGAGAAGAAGAUUGCUGCUCAGAAGGAGAAGGAACCUGAACAGGAGCAGAUCAAGGAGGUUGAACGACCUGCUCGGACGCCGGCCCCGAAGGAAGCACCCAAGCCCACGAGAACUAGCCCUCGCAAGGCGAAGGCUCAGGCUGAGGCUGAUGCUUCUGUCCAGGCUUCACAACCAGAGAAGCUCGACGUAGAAAUGGCUGAAGCGCCAACCCCAAGGCCGCCGCCGUCCGCUCCUCGUUCUGUUGGCCCGAGCCAGACGGCCAGGCAGCGGGAACUCCGGCGUCCGAUGAAACCGACCAAGGAAGCACCCAGCAAGAUGAAGCAAGCACCUACCGUGAUUCGCGUUAACACCGGCUCGCAACACUCGCAAUUCCAUCCCUCUAACAGCACAUUGUCGUCAGGCCUGCAAGAGACCCUGGGCGCAUCGGUCAAGUCCAAGUCGAGUCAACCAGGCUCACACAGCAAGCAGUCUCUAGCGAGUAUGAAGAGUUCUGUUUCGUCCAAUGGCCGACCAAAAGCACUCGAGCUUGCUGCGAAGCGAAAGGAACAAGAAGAGCGGGAAGCUCAAAGAAAGAAAGACGCUAAGCUCGAACUUGAACGCAAACGCGCUGCUAUUCAAGAAGAGGAGCGCAAGCAGGAACUCCAAAGGCGACAGGAGGCAGAAAGACACAGAGAGAGGGAGAGGGAGCAAGCUGAGGCGAAGAAGAGCGCACAGAGACAGGCCGCGAUUGAACGUGCCAAGCAGACGCGAGCACCGCCACCUGCUGUGCGCUCUCAGCCUAAUGGUCCCCCCGACUAUACCGCCAGUCAACGUUCCGAUGGCCAGCCUCCUCGGCCUCCGUCCCGGAUGAACUCGACUGCCCAUCGGUCUCAAGAGGAUCGACCGGUCAACGCUGUUCUCUCAACCGCUUCGAAGCCAGGCUCGAAGCGUCCCCUGCCACAAGAUAGCAGGGAGGACACCGGUUCGCGCAAUCCUCCUACACGCAACGGGCAAUCAUACCAAACCAAGGAAGCCAAGCGUCGUCGUACCAGCGAUGACUUUGCUGAUGAGCUUGACAUGGACAUUCAACCACCCAACAUCAAGGGCCCUCCUGUUCGCCCUCCGUCAGUUGGUUUCAAGAAGGAUAUGCCUACCAAGUCGAUGUACGGCUACACCAACGCACCCCCGAGUGCGUCCAGGGACUUGUUCAAGUCCACCGUCACCGCCCAACACCACAGCACAAUUAAGUCAGCGAAGCAAGUGGAUAUGAAUCAAUUUGCUCAGGGACACAUUCCAUUUGCGCCUAAUCCAAACCCUGCCGGCCCGGCCCACAAGACACCGGCGCGACCCAUGGGUGCUGCAAGCACCAAGUCUACUGCGAAGGCCACAAGAUCGUCGCCUCGGUUCCAAGAUGGCGAAAAGAUUGAGCUGCCCGAAAUUGACACAGACGAGGAUGAAGAUGAUGAUGACUCCCACUUUGGCGUCGCCCCUUGGGCUGAUUCACCUGAUCUGAGACGCGCUCUCAUGCGACAGGAAACCAUGAACCCCGAAGGCAUCUUUGGGCCUCCGCGUGCCCUCAACAUGGAAGAAGUGUUCAGCAAUAAGGAAAGAUGGCACAAGUUCCGUGCGCGCACGUCCAGUGCCAAUUGGAGUGGAUCGGAUCGUCUAACAGAAGACGAGAUCCGGAAGGAUCUUGCAGCUCGCGACAAGCUGCGCAGAGAGGGUGGUUGGUCCUAUGAGAUGAGCAAGGACUUGAUGUGA